Trypanosoma conorhini is the source of this 543-nucleotide messenger RNA. Its product is annotated as surface glycoprotein. The annotation marks the transcript as partial. NCBI's taxonomy places the organism in Eukaryota, Euglenozoa, Kinetoplastea, Trypanosomatida, Trypanosomatidae. The transcript has a single exon. The record is from RefSeq and is a predicted model, not a curated record.
AUGCUCGUCGCACCUAACGCAAGUGAGCCUUUUGUUGUUGUUAUUAUUCCAAUUUCUGGGAAUGGGGACUCAAAAGUCCAUAGUCAGGCUAAAAUUUCUUUACACUUCUUGCUUGCUUGUUCUCUUCCCCUCUUUGCAGCCCGUGCUAAAAAGCCUCUCGAAAUGUGUUGCGGCAUCCUUGAUGCGGUUGAGGAUUGCUUCAAGUUCGUUGUGGCGGUUGCCUGUUGCCUAGUCCUCGGUGGUCCAGCCCUUAUCAUCGCGGGCAGCGUACUCCUCAGUCAGGACGACGGGCGAAAGGCUUACAACGAGGCCGUGAAGGAGUUUGACCCUGCCCCCAUCAACGCGUGGACUGGGACGAUUAACGGUGUGCCGACGAACGUGGUACGCAAGGCGCUAAACGUCCACGGUGCGAGUGGGGCCACGUCUGUCUUUGCGGAAGCCGUCAUUCCAGUUCGCGAUCCGUCUUCAACGCUUCCAGUUUCGGUGAACGUUGCCACUGUCGCCCCUUUCACUAGAUACGCCUUCUUCAAGAUUAGGAAGAGG